Molecule: messenger RNA, 1640 nt
Organism: Tetranychus urticae (two-spotted spider mite)
Lineage: Eukaryota; Metazoa; Arthropoda; Arachnida; Trombidiformes; Tetranychidae
Product: pyridoxal kinase
Biological process (GO): pyridoxal 5'-phosphate salvage
Cellular component (GO): cytosol
Molecular function (GO): pyridoxal kinase activity
Source: RefSeq, a predicted model, not a curated record
UAAAGCUGUUAAGAUCCAUGGAAACCAUAUGAUCUUUGUAUCUUUGUUUAUCAUGUUUUUUUCCAUCCGAUCAUUUCUUAUCGAAAUAACAUUGUCUUCCUAAAUCUAAACAAUUAAGUUUACAUCAAAAAGUGCCUUUAAUUGUCUUUCAAUAAUACUCGAUUAUAAAUCAAGCUUAAAUGGUUCUUUCCUUGAUAUUUGUUCAAUUUGCUCACCUUCCAGUUGAAACGUGUUAACCGUUUUUCAUUAUUUUUGUUGUCUGUCCAAAUAUUAAACACUUACUAAUGGAUUCACCACGGGUUCUUUCAAUUCAAAGUCAUGUUGUCCAUGGUUAUGUCGGAAAUAAAAGUGCAACCUUCCCUUUACAGGUUCUGGGAUUUGAAGUUGAUGCUAUCAAUAGUGUACAAUACACUAAUCACGUCCAUUACAAAGUAACAAAAGGACAAGAGCUUUUUGGAAAUGAUCUGGAUGACCUCUUCAAAGGAAUCAAUGGAAAUGAAUAUGUUGGCCAAUAUACUUAUUUACUAACAGGGUAUUGUCGAUCGGCGUCAUUCCUAUCUAAAGUUGUGGAAGUAGUUACCGAGAUGAAAAAGAUGAACCCCAAGCUCAAAUAUGUUUGUGAUCCUGUUAUGGGUGAUAAUGGAAAAUUUUACGUUUCUGCUGAUCAAGUUCAAAUCUAUCGGGAACAAUUGUUACCAUUAGCUGAUAUCAUAACUCCCAAUCAGUUUGAAGCUGAAGCACUCACUGGCAUUAAAAUAAACAACACUGAAGACAUUUCCAAAGCAAUUGAAAUUUUACACUCUAAAGGUGUUUCAUGUGUUGUGAUCACCAGCACUGAAAUCUCAGAUGAUAAAACAUUAUGCUGUUAUGCCAGUCGACUCAAUGGGGAUAAAAAUGAACGGUUUUCAUUGGUGUUUCCCAAAAUUGAUGCCCGAUUUGUCGGCUCUGGUGACCUUUUCGCUGCUCUUAUGUUGGCUUGGCUUCACAAAACUGAUUACAAUUUAAAAAUUUCAAUUGAGAAAACCAUUGCCACCAUGCAAAUAAUACUCAAAAGAACCUACGACUAUGCAUCCGAAAUUGGCAAAUUUGAUGACGAUUCACUAGAGCUGAAGAUAAUUCAAAGCAAAUCGGACAUUGAAGAUCCAAAAAUAUCGAUUGAAGCAACUCAAAUAUCUCAAACUUGUUAGUUGGAAGCAAAAGUUAAAUUGUGGAUCGCUUGUUGAUUAUUGGAACGUUUUCUGAGUCUUGUGUGAUGUUUGGUUAUAAUUUAUAGUUUAUAUUUUAUUAUUCUUUGAUUUGAUAACUAUUUAUUAAUAGUAUCAAGUAGAACAAACGUUCAAUUUAAUUGUAAUAUUCGCUAUCUUGAUGGUGGUGGUAAGGAAAAAAAGCCAGACGCUAAAGUAUAAACACUGGUUAUACAGUUAUAAUUAACAUAUCCGCUUGCAUAAUGUGUUGAGUUGAACAAUUAAAGAUUGUUAAAGUUAUGUGAAUUCUGUUUCAAUACAUAGACUGAAUUUAGAUGAUUUAUCUUGUAUUUCUAGAUGGAUCGUAAUUGUUAAUGAAUAAUGAAAAUCGAGACUGAUGAACAAAAUGUUAUGGCUUAUGGACAAAAAUAAAGUGAAAGUAUUACUGACAUUAAA